AUACCUCCCCACAUUACUCUUCAUCAGUGGUAUAGCUUAAUAACUUGCCCUCUCUGUACGACUGAACUCACCUCAACAUCACUCAAUUCAUAGCAAAUCGGUUACAAACAGACACUUCAGCAUGCCAGGAGCGCAAGUACAUAUCUCAAGGCAUCCCUUGAUUCUCUCAAAACUCACCCAGUUGAGGCUACAUGAUCUCCCAGCUAAGGAUUUCCGAGAAGGAAUCAAAGUCAUUGGAUCAAUGUUGGUAUACGAAGCCUCUAGAGGAUUACCAUUGAUCGAUGUACCCAAUCUACAAAGUCCCAUAGCGGCAUUCACUGGGCAGGCUAUACCUUUGCGUAUUGGUCUUUCACCCAUUCUUCGAGCUGGAACGGGCUUCGUUGAUGCGGCACUGGAACUCUUCCCCGACGCUACCGUCCUCCAUCUUGGUCUGUUCAGAGACAAAGUCACCCUUCAGGCCAUCGAAUACUACUCAAAGCUCCCCACCGAGGUCACCGCAGAUCUGGUCUUUGUCUUGGAUCCACUCAUCGCUACGGGAGGGACGGCAAUUGCCGCACUAGGCAUGCUGACCGACUGGGGAUUAAGGCAAGAUCAAAUCAAGAUCGUAUCUGUACUAGGAAGCAGGCAAGGUGUCAGACACGUCUCGGAAGAGUUUCCCGACGUCGAGAUCUUCAUCGGCGCCAUUGAUGAUGAGCUCACUGAACGAGGAUACAUAUCCCCAGGUCUGGGUGAUGCGGGAGACCGACUUUUCAACACGCACAAUAAAUGACAUGCAUCGUGAGAGAGAAGGGUCGUACAUAUGUAGUAUCGUUCAUUUCCAUUCGCAUGAUUACAUUGAUGAAGGAUUUUGUUCCUUUUC
Messenger RNA from Tremella mesenterica DSM 1558, 859 nucleotides. RefSeq lists its product as uncharacterized. The transcript is spliced from 8 exons. Bases 122 to 769 code for a protein of 215 amino acids. The record is from RefSeq and is a predicted model, not a curated record. NCBI's taxonomy places the organism in Eukaryota, Fungi, Basidiomycota, Tremellomycetes, Tremellales, Tremellaceae.